Fragaria vesca subsp. vesca is the source of this 794-nucleotide messenger RNA. RefSeq lists its product as uncharacterized. The coding region runs from base 76 to 549 and encodes 157 amino acids. Lineage: Eukaryota; Viridiplantae; Streptophyta; Magnoliopsida; Rosales; Rosaceae. The transcript is spliced from 2 exons. The record is from RefSeq and is a predicted model, not a curated record.
AAAGGGUUUUGUAGCUUCAUCUCUCUCUCACUCUUUAAACCCCUGUGUGAAUCUGAGGGAGCUAAAAGGAGAGCGAUGUGGUUAGCUAGUCGCGCAUUUAGGGUUUCUUCCGGUGCUAAUUGUACUGGGAAUGGUUUGAUUGGAGCUGCAACGGCGUCGUUUUCGAGGUACUUCUCUCGGGAGCGCGCCGAGAAUCUGAGGAAAAUCAACCCUAAGGUCAGCUUCCCGGAGGCGAAUUCAAUUGCGACGGAGCUAUACGACGUCGUCAAGCAACAUGGACCUAUCACCAUCCCCAAUACUUGGGCUCAGGCCAAGGAGUCUGGUGUUAGUGGAUUGAACAGCAAAACACACAUGAAGAUAAUGCUCAAGUGGAUGAGAGGAAGGAAGAUGCUGAAGCUGUUCCCCAACCAAGUUGGUUCAAACAAAAAAUUCUUGUUAUGUACACUGCCUGAAGACCCUCAUGUUACUGAGUUUAUAAAUUCAACCGCAGUAAAAGUGCAAUCUAAGAAGCCUUCCUCCAAGAAGAAAAAGCAAAAGCAGAGGAGGUAGCUCUUUGUGUUAGUUUGCUUCAGGCUGGGGAUUUGUCCUCAUGCCUCAUAUGAUCCAUUGCGUUUUCAGUGCUUCUUUUGGUUGGACGAGAGACUGAUCACUUAGUUUCACCCUCUUUUUCCAAUGCAUUUUUUGUUGUAGUUUGUUUGUAUUAUUUAGGAUGACAAAUUGGAAUAUCUGGAAUAAUGUUGGUGGCAGAUGUUGUUUUGAAUUAGCACGACUGAGUUCAAGUUUGUCCUACCAUC